Molecule: messenger RNA, 619 nt
Organism: Aspergillus pseudotamarii
Lineage: Eukaryota; Fungi; Ascomycota; Eurotiomycetes; Eurotiales; Aspergillaceae
Exons: 2
Coding region: 119-454 (111 amino acids)
Source: RefSeq, a predicted model, not a curated record
UCAAUAGGCUUUGUUUAAGCCUAGCCUAUCAUAUAUUCGGAGGGCGGUAGGACCACCAGGUCGAGCCAAUAGAAUAUAAGGCAGAAGGUGAAACAGCGAAACUGCACCAAGUACCAGCAUGUGUUUUUACAACCAGAAGAGAUAUGCGUGUGGAGAUUGGAGUUGGACCAAUUUUGCUCACCGUUGCAAUUACGAAUACCGUACUGGCGAGACGUGCGGUAUGAGACUUGUUAACAUGACCGAGUUUGAGACGACACAAUGCCGUCUUUGUGAGAAGAUCGAGACCAAGUACCGGCGGCGAAGCGCCGAGAUGGAACGGUUGAACCGGUGGAAACGGGAGGGAAGCACUCUUGUGGCCUCCAUGGAUCGAUCACAGAAGCUCAUAAUGGAGCUUGAUAAGGAGAUCCGCCAGCUUCAGAGAGAACGUGACGACCGACGAAAAGCAUUGUCUUGAAUUGCCGCUUGUUAAUAUUAGGGGUAUUUUGGCGCUGGCGAACUGGAGCUGGAUUUUUUUAAUUUCUUUUUUAGAUUCCCUCAUUUGCGAUUUCUUUUCAAUUCAGUCCUAAUUUCAGUGUAAUUAUUUCAUGUCUCACAAUAAUGGGUCAUUUGCUCAUGUGGC